This is a messenger RNA of Lactuca saligna, 1059 nucleotides long. The record is from the annotation of a GenBank genome assembly. Lineage: Eukaryota; Viridiplantae; Streptophyta; Magnoliopsida; Asterales; Asteraceae.
AUGGAAAAAAACCCAAACACAUGGUCCAGGGCAGUUUUUAGGGAAGAUAGUGGUAGUGAUGCCAUUGAAAAUGGUGUAUCAGAGUCAUUUAAUGCAGCUAUUGUGGAAGCUAGAAAAAAACCAAUAAUAGCAAUGUUGGAAGACAUUAGAGUGUAUGUCAUGGAAAGGAUGUUUACUCAGAAAAGGAAGGGACUGAAGUGGAACUUGGACAUUUGUCCCUCAAUAAGAAGGAAGAUUGAGGACAUGAAGAAAAUACAAAGGUUUUGGGGAGUAAUUCCAAGUGGUUUUCAUCAAUAUGAGAGUAGAUGGUUGAAUGAGGUGUAUGCAGUUGACUUACAUAAAAGAACAUGUGGAUGUAGAUCAUGGCAGCUGACAGGUAUACCAUGUGUACAUGUUAUUUCUGCAAUCUUGUGCUUGAAUGGGAAUAUAAAGGAGUAUGUAGCAAAUUGGUACACAACACAAAUGUUUGGAAGCUGCUACAAGUAUAAUGUUAAGCCAAUUAAUGGACAUGAAAUGUGGCCAGCAAAUGAUAUGAAUACCAUCUUACCACCAAAGCGUAGAAGAUUGCCUGGCAGACCAAAGACAAACAGGAAGAAAUGCAUUUCAGAAAGAAGUGACAGACACACUGUCAGCAAAGUUGGGACCACUUCUAAAUGCAGUUUAUGUUCCCAACCAGGUCAUAACAAGAGGAAAUGUCCUCUGAAACAGCUUAAUGCAGUAGAUGAUUCAGAUCUCUUUGAUUACCAUGAGCUAUUUGAGGGUGAGGGGCAGGGUCAAGGGCAAGGACAGGGAGAAGGACAGGGACAAGGCCAUGGGGAAGCUGAGGAUGAGGUUGGAGGUGAUUCAAGGAAAGAAGUUGAAGGAGAUUCAGAGGAUGAUUUAGAGAUGCAGGUUGAACAACUAGUUGAUGAAGAAGUGGUGAAUCAUCAUGUGGUUGCUCCAACUUUGAAAAGGAGAAAGUGUGGUCCUUCUCAGAGGAACAUAAAACUUUGGUUGAGGAGGAAGGUGGUGACCAAGGAUGAUACAGGGGGAAGUCUUGAAAAUCCUGUAACACUCUAG